GACGGUACCUUAUCACUGACGAACACUGACGAAGCUCGGUCAGCUCGGACGGAACGUCACCAGGUUAUGUUACGCUUGGAUGUACAUAAACAACUUACGCAUUCCUGAUCGAAAAUGAGCCUCGUGGCGUACGGUAGCAGCGACGAGGGUUCCGAGAAUGAGGAGGACGAGCCCACGAAACCGAUCAUCGCGAAUAACGAUACGAAUAAUGACACAACCGAGGCGGUGGCCAUGCAAAUAAACACAAAGUUGUCCUUACCUGCUCCAAGAGUAGUCCAGCAAAGUACACACAAUGAGGAUGAGGAAGAAGAGAACGACGGUAUCGUACAGCAUAACUUCCAGUGCUUUCUCAGCGCGUUACCAAAACCCAGAGAUCCCACUUCCACGGGUAACGUCGAGGAGGUAGAGGAUGAUAUUCUGUUGAAGAAAGAAACGAAAAGUCAAAUUCCACAGCCAGCAAAAAGGCAGACUGUGAAAAUAUCAGUGCCUUCCUUAUCGGAUUUUAAGGAUCUCGAGGAGGAGGAGGAGGAGGAGAGCAAGAAGAAACCAGCCAAGAUCAUACAAUCAUCACAGAAAGGCUGUGGACUCUUUACCCUCUUAACAGCACCAAAAAAAGAAACUGAGAGGAACAAGAUUCUGAUACCUCAAACUGUCAAGAAUGCAAUAGUAAAAAAUGUUCAACAGUCAAAAGUAACAAAAAAAUCCAGUAUAAGUCAGAACGAUUCUAAAGUAAGGAAGCCAACUUCAGAUAAAUCACAUAACGAGUUGAGCUCUGAUGAGGAAGACACAAUAGACUUCUUUGGACUUACCCCGAGUAAAGAUAUACCAGAUAGUUCCACGGAACUAUCCUUGGAUGAUUUUACACAUAAACCAAGUGUUGAAGCUUCGCUUAUAAAACAUAUCGAAGAUUCCAACUCUUCCUCUACCAAUUCUGAUACAAACUUAACCAAUAAUCUGUCAAGCGAUUCAAGCAAAAUGUUAAUAAGUAAUGUUAUAAAUCUACCUAAAGAGGAGAUUUUGUUGAAAAACAAAACUGAGGUUGGCCCGAAGCUGCCUGUCCCUGAACAAGAAUACAAUGUCGAUGUGGAGGGUAAUGUCGCCUUCGACGAGAAGGCGAUCGAGUAUCUCUGUGGUAAACGGGGCGUGAAACGCAAGGAGCUCGAGGAAGCGGACAUAAUCGAGAUAAGUGGAGAGGACAUAAAACCGGAUGAAAGGGAGUGGCUGGUGAAGGCUCUGACGGAGGAGACUGUGCACAGACCAGUGUCUAUGCAGAGCGGCGGCAUGAGCUCGCAGUCCAAGAAGAAGCAUCAAAUUACGUAUCUGGCACAUCAAGCCAAAGCCAUGGAGUUAGAGCUCAAGAAUCAGUGGGCACAGAAUAAGAUGGCACGGAAACAGGCAAAAUCGAAGUAUGGUUUCUAAAGACAGAAUUUGUACAAGUUUUUCUUUAAUAUUUAAAACGCAUAUAAUUCUUUUUUAUUUUUAAGAUAAAUUAAUGGCAUCUGUAUGAAAAACAAUAUUGCAAAUAUAUAUAUAUUAAGUUGAGUUAUA
Messenger RNA from Monomorium pharaonis (pharaoh ant), 1548 nucleotides. RefSeq names its product proline-rich protein PRCC. Lineage: Eukaryota; Metazoa; Arthropoda; Insecta; Hymenoptera; Formicidae. Gene Ontology annotation, cellular component: nucleus. The record is from RefSeq and is a predicted model, not a curated record. Bases 115 to 1419 code for a protein of 434 amino acids. The transcript is spliced from 3 exons.